Messenger RNA from Pygocentrus nattereri (red-bellied piranha), 2283 nucleotides. It is a transcript of the gene polg2, whose product is annotated as polymerase (DNA directed), gamma 2, accessory subunit. Gene Ontology annotation, biological process: mitochondrial DNA replication. The transcript is spliced from 8 exons. The record is from RefSeq and is a predicted model, not a curated record. The coding region runs from base 222 to 1484 and encodes 420 amino acids. Gene Ontology annotation, cellular component: cytoplasm; mitochondrion. Lineage: Eukaryota; Metazoa; Chordata; Actinopteri; Characiformes; Serrasalmidae.
GCGCUUCCGUGGCGCCGCUUGGCGGGUUUGGUUCGGAGCUGUCGGGGGUUUUAAUGAAACAUCACUGAACAUCUCGGUCUGAGUUAUGAACGAGCAGAAGAAGCGCACGGUCACGCUGUAGGAUCCGAAUCUGCCUGGGCUGCGGGAUUCAUGUAACUGCUGGCCCUCCGCGCACCUGGUGCUAACGGUGUGGAGAACACAGCUGAGGAACCUGAGGAACCAUGCUUACGUACUGCAUGAGAAAACGGCUCUUUCUCCUCAGCCGAGAGCCGCUAAAAGCCGCAGUGUCGCCCCAGCAGAGGAGGUGCGAGUCCGGAGGCUCUGUGCUGGACCUCCAGCACUUCGUCAGCUCUGGCGGAACAGGUAGAAGGUCCACUUACGGUCCUCUGGGGACGGAGCUGAAGAGGAACGUCCUGCAGCAGUGGUGGACAGCAGUGGUCAGCUUACAACCUCAGGUGUUUGGAAUCAGCACACCCUGCAGCUCCACAGAGCGGCGCACGCUGAAGACUGAAGACGGAGAAGCUUUAGGGGAGCAGCUAAAACUGUUUCAGCAUGACCAGAGUUUGAGGACUAGUCUCCUCCAAGGUGCCUUGGAGCAGUUCGUCCCCUCUCUUGAGCUCCUCAAUAAGAAGCUGCCGUUUGGACUGGCCGAAAUAGGCUUGUGCUACCAGCCUGAACCUGAGCGCGCAGGUACAAGUGGUUGUUUCUCCGAGGUGACCAAGGCCUCCCUGGUGUGGUUCUGCUCCUUUCGGACCUCCUCCCAGUGGCUGGACUACUGGGCACGGCAAAGACUGCAGUGGUGGAGAAAGUUCGCUUUAGGUCCAUCUGACUUCAGCGUCUGUGACGUAUUGAGUGAGGAGCUGGAGGAGGGGGCGUCCCGUGGAGUGAAGGUUCUCUAUCAGUUCCCCUCAGGCUCUGAAACCCUGGAGACUCUGUGGAGUUUUGGAGACACAAAGCUGCUCAAAACCCACCACGGCAGCCGAGCCAAACUACAGUGCAGGGAAGGGAGGACGUCAGUUGUGCCUCACGUUCUCUCUGUCAGCGCGAAUAUGGACAAAGGAGUGCUGGCCUUCCUGUAUAAUUCCUUACAGCCCGUCCAAAAAGUGGACAGCAAGCAGAGACUCCAUCAGAGAAAAGUGCUAAAACUCCAUCCAACUUUAGCCCCUGUUAAAGUAGCCCUGGACAUGGGCAGGGGAUCCACCUCUGAACUACGGCAGGUUUGUGAGGGCUUGCUUCAGGAAUUUCUGGAAGCAGGAAUCUAUUCAUGGCCUGGAUAUUUGGACAGCACAUAUUCCUCCAUGCAGAGUCUACAUGCCAAAUACGACGAGAUGGGCGUGCUGUUUACAGUUUUGAUUACUGACAUUACGCUGGAGAAUGGACUCCUAAUGGUCCGGAACCGCAACACCACCGUCAAAGAGACUAUGCACAUCUCUGAGAUCAAGCAGUUUCUCCUCAAAUACAUCUCUGCUGCAGAAAACAUCUAAACUGCCGAGUUAAAAUGAUUAGAAUGAUCCAGCUUCAUUAGUUUUGGACUGGAGGCUAAAAUAUGUGGACGAAGUUCAGACUUCAUGACGGCACAGACUGUAUAUGGAGUAUAGAAUGUCACAUUUGGCCAGUUUCCCAGACCCAGAUCCCUGAGCCUAGACUAAAACAAAUGUCCAGUGCUGAUUGACUCUUGGCAUUGAAAUUUAGUCCAAGGCUAGGCUUAAAACCUUGUCUGGGAAACUGGCCCUCAUUACUAUGUCUGUAUGACUUUACUUCACAACUGGACUCCGGUAGUAUGAGGUGAGUGUGUGAUGAUUUAGGGCUGCAGUUUGCACAAUGCUAACUGGUGACUGUUAGCUUCUAUUACUUGUUAGCUUCAUUAGCGUCAAUGCUAAAACCAAAGAAGGAAGCUUCAGAUACAAACAUGUCUUGCCUGCCUGACUACAUUUGGGGAGAGGCGGUAAUUUGCAUAAAUUAGAUUUUUUUUUUUUCCCAAACUACCACUUUAACAGCAGAUUGUACUUCAUAUAUUGAUGAUUACAGUCUGAGGGGUAAUCUGUUCAGUUCUGUUCACCGGUUCUGAUUAGUUUUAUGUGCAGCCUCUUAUUAUCAGUGUUCUCUACUUGCGUCUGUGUUAUUUGGUCUGCCUUUGUCAUACAUAAUGCAUGAUUAGAAUUUUUUUUUUUCAGCUUUUUCAAAACCUUUGCUCAACUGACAUUUCUGUUUGGUGCAAAACAUACUGAGAGCAAGUUAUGCACAGUUUUUAUCAGCCAAUAAAGACAACAAUGUAUUUAUUUA